Molecule: messenger RNA, 1604 nt
Organism: Quercus lobata
Lineage: Eukaryota; Viridiplantae; Streptophyta; Magnoliopsida; Fagales; Fagaceae
Product: probable F-box protein At4g22030
Exons: 2
Coding region: 212-1405 (397 amino acids)
Source: RefSeq, a predicted model, not a curated record
CCCAACCCUCUUAACAAAUCUAAAGUAGAAUAGAAAGCAAGCCUAAGCCUUCACGCGCCAGAAUCAAAACCCAUUACCCAUUACCCAGCCAGAAUCAAAACGCAGCACGGCACUAACGGCUACAGCGAAAAAAAAAAAAGGCAGUCGGCGGAGGAAAGGAAGCUUGAGCCAGCAGCCAGGCAGUCGGAUGAUCUAGAUUAGAUCGGAGGAAAUGAAGCUUGAGCCAGGCAGCCAGGCCCAACAACAGUGGAGAGAGAAUGAGAGAGGCGGAGAGCAAGAGUUGAGAGAAAGAAAAAUGAGAAAGAGACGUUGUAGAAGAAGUAUUAGAGCCACAGCCAAUGCACCCAAAACCCAGAUGAGUCCUCCGGAAGCAUUGGUGGUUGCUAAGUUUUAUGCAAUCAUGGAUGUUGUUGCUGAUAGAGUGGAGAUGCAUAAGAAUAUUGGAGCACAACGUGACAACUGGAACCACCUGUUGCUAACAUCUAUAAAUUCAAUAACUCUGACUGCUGCAACCAUGGCUGGACUAGCAACAACUGGGGGCACUGGUGCACCUCUUGUGGCACUAAAGGUAUCUUCUACCCUGCUAUAUUUAUCAGCCACUGCCAUGUCAGUGGUGAUGAACAAGAUACAGCCUUCACAACUAGGUGAAGAACAGCGCAAUGCUGCUAGAUUAUUUAAGCAGCUUUAUAGAGAGAUGCAAACAACUAUGUCUCUCUACAAGGUGACUAAUAUAGAUGUGAUCAAUGAAGCAAUGGAGAAAGUUUUGGCAUUAGAUAAGGCAUACCCACUUCCUUUACUAGGUGCGAUGAUUGAGAAAUUUCCAAAAACUGUGGAACCUACAGUGUGGUGGCCUCCAAAAAGACACAGAAGAUUAGAGAGACUUGGUGAAGAAAUAGAUGGGAAUGGCUGGGAUGGAAAGUCAGAAGAGGAAAUGAGAGAGAUUGUUGAGGUUUUGAAGAGGAAGGAUGCGGCUGAGUACUUGAGGUUGAGUCAAAAAGCCUUGAAAGUUAACAAGAUCUUAGCAAUUUCUGGCCCUUUAUUGACUGGCCUUGCGGGUUUGGGGUCUAGUUUUUUGGGCACUACUCAUGGGGCAUGGGCUGUGAUGCUUGCAGUCAUUGCAGGAGUUUUGGCAAGCGUGGUAAACACAUUGGAGCAUGGAUGGCAAGUUGGGAUGGUGUUUGAGAUGUAUAGGAGCAAUGCUGGUUUCUUUAGGCUCAUGCAAGAGAUUAUAGAAUCAAAUAUAAGUUUGAGAGAAGUUGAGAGAAGAGAGAACGGGGAACUAUUUAAGAUAAAGGUGGCACUACAGCUUGGCAGGAGUCUUUCAGAACUCAAGCAUCUUGCUGCAUUAUCUUCUUCAAGAAAUGGGGAGGAGGCCAUUGAAGAGUUUGCAAGCAAGCUAUUCUGAUGAUAUAGUAGUUCAUUAAUUUAUUUGAAAAUUUUCUUUUUGGAGAGAAAAUUUACUGGAUAAUUAUGUGAUCUAAUCUUGUACAUAAUGCUACUCUUAAGUUUGGUAAACAUUAAAAUUAUUUGGUAGGUAUUAAAACUUAGUUGAAGUUACAUUUGGUGUAACGUUUGCCUCUGUGAUAAUCUAUGUACAUCUAAUU